This is a messenger RNA of Erythranthe guttata (spotted monkey flower), 1979 nucleotides long. RefSeq lists its product as uncharacterized. Lineage: Eukaryota; Viridiplantae; Streptophyta; Magnoliopsida; Lamiales; Phrymaceae. The record is from RefSeq and is a predicted model, not a curated record.
UUUUGAUAAAAUAAUAAAAUAUUGAUUUUAGUCUUAAGGUUAGGCUGAUUGCAAGAGGUGCAAAAAUGUAAUUUCACACUAAAUUUCUCCUUCCCCAUCUCUCUCACUUUCUCUCUCAUAUAUAUUUUCAAGCUUUCUCUCUCAUCGCCAAUACGCCCCACCCCUUCCACCUACUCAAACCCCUUCCACCACCGCCUCCGCCUCCGCCUCCGCCAGCCGCUUAAUUUCUCUUCUCUCUACUCAUUUGGAAAACAAAAUUAAUUAAAUAAAUUGAUCUCUUCCCAGCUCGCCCCUCCAAACCCCGGUGAACUGUAAACCAAUUUUUUUAUUGACCAUUUCACCCUCGAUGAUUUUAUACAUUUCUACCUGUAAUUUUUUCUUGUAGCUUUUUUUCCUCAUUUUGUAGUGCUCGAUCACUAACUUAUUCUCUCAGUUCGCGAGGAUCUGAGGUUCAUACCAAUAAUGAAGAGGACAACUUACUACAAUGCAAUAGUACCUUCAGUGCAAGAUCCAUGGCCUAUAAAAAAAGCGCUCACGCUUUCCGAUGUUGACAUCACACAUCCAUUCCUAACGUUAUCUCGUCAGCAAGUCGAAACCUACAUAGUCGUGUACAUGACACCUCAGCAGCAGGAGCACUUGAGAGCUGAAGGGCAGGUUGGUCUUAACGCGCAAGAUGACGACACGGGCGAUAUGUACGUAAUGAAACUAAAAUGGCGAGGGAGUUAUUACAACCUCAUCGGAAAAUGGGGGAAAGUUGUCCGAGGCAAAGGUCUCUACGUAGGUCAAGAAAUCAAACUCCGCUGGUUCAAUGGCUGCCUCCACUUCUCUGUCCCGCAGCAGCAGAUUGUUACGGUGGUCCAGCAGGUGCCACCUGUCAGAAUGGUGGCGGCUUCCUUAGUGCACGAUCACUGGCCAAUCAGAAAGGUUCUAACAUCGUCCGAUGUCGACCCUAACCACCCUUUUCUCCCUCUGCCUCGUAAAUUAGUGGAGGAGAAUAUUCUUAUCCAUUGGGUCCCACAAGAAAGGGAGAGACUGAGAAAAGAAGAGCAGGUCUCUGUGAAUGCUAGGGAUUACGACACGGGCGAUACGCACGAAAUGAAAUUGAAGUGGCGCGGAAAUUAUUAUAAUUUAAUCGGGAAAUGGGGGAAUAUAAUUAGGCUUAAAGGGCUAGGUGUGGGGCAAGAGAUAAGAAUACGCUGGUCGAAUAAUUGCUUGUACUUUUCUGUACCGGAGGAGCGUUAUGUGGCGACUGCAUCGGGGGGGCAUGAUAAUUGGCCGGUCAAGAAAGCUUUGACUUUAUCCGAUGUGGAUACGAAUCACCCGUUUCUAACUUUGCCCGGUAAAGCGGUGGAGGAUCAUAUUCUGUUCUAUUGGACACAACAAGCGCGUGAGCAGCUGAGGAACGAGAGGCAGGUUGGUAUAAAUGCGCGAGAUAAUGAUACGGGGGAGUUGUAUGUAAUGAAGCUGAGGUGGCGCGGGAGUUAUUACAAUCUUAUCGGGAAAUGGGGUAAGAUUAUUAGAGAGAAGAGGUUGCAGAUCGGGAGGGAGAUUAGAGUGAGAUGGGAUAACGGAUGCUUGAUAUUUUCGGUUCCUCAGUGACGUGAUUUGGUGGCGGGGGUCCGUUUUGGUGUAGAUAUACGGGGUGGAGAGGUUUUUUCGCCCCUUCUAAUUUAUGAUUUUUAUUAUAUUAUAUUUAUUCAUCGAAGAAUGAAUUCUCUCGAAAGAUCCAAGAGGGCAUCAAAUUUCGUGGUGAAAACGAGGUUUUUGGUUAUUGGCAGAAAGGUGUUGGGAUGUUGAUUAAAGAAAGAAAAUCAUGUUUUAAUCUGGUGCAGUGUAUGGUCACUGUAUUUUACUAUUUUAACUUUUUUUUUUUUUUGUAAUAUGUAUAUUAGAUCUUCUUUUGUUUGUGAAAUGCAGUCCAAAUUCUAUUUGUACUUUUACAUAAUUAUUAUAUGAGAAGUAAAGUCAGCUUAUUGAAA